CGGAAAAGGUCUGGUAAACGAGCACACCUGAAACUAAGCACAGCUCUAUACCUUGUUUAAGCGUUCUGGCAAGCAAGUUCACUAAUUGGAAAGCGAAAGGUUUUCUAUUUGGAGUCUCUGUGUUUGGAAUUGUAGCCUCCUGUUGCCGCAGCAGUGAAUAAUUGGAUAAAUUGAUAGUUUAACUGAUUCCACAAGACAUUGCAGAGACAUGUAUCUAUCUUCACUCCUCACUUUUGUCACAUUUGCCGGAAUCUGGUGGCUUUACACAUGGCGCAGGAGGACAUUUUCACUGAUGAAAAAGCUUGGAAUACCGGGACCGGAACCAAACCUCCUGUGGGGAAAUAUGUACAUCAUUUGGAAAAAGGGUCUUGCUCCAACCUGUCAUGACUGGCUGCAGAAGUACGGAGACAUUGUCGGGUAUUUCAACGGUAUCAUGCCCGGCAUAGUCCUGCGUGAUGCUAACCUCAUCGAGAAAGUCUUCGUUACGAAUUUCAAGUCGUUCUCUGGAAGACAGAUAAUGGUGGUGGCUUCCAAGAACCUUCCAUUCAACAAGCUUCGGCUAACAAGACUCUCUGGCGAAGAGUGGCGGCAGCUGAGAAGCAUUGUGUCUCCCGCUUUCAAGAAGACCAAUGUGAAACAGACGGUGCCCAUGAUGAGUGCGUGCACGUGUCGUUUCUUUGACAUCGUCGACGAACUCACGAGCCGCCAGGGUUCGAGCGUCGAGCUGUUCAAGCCAUUCGUUGACCUGGCGGCCGACAUUUCACUGCGGUUCUGCGCCGGCAUAAACUCGAACGUGCAACGAGGUGAUGAAAGGGCUCGCGCUCUCGUCCACUUCGCACGCAAGAACAUAGGCCAGUUCAACGGAUUCUUCUUGUUUCUUUUCAAUAUACUGCCAAACACUCCGUGGCUUCACAACCUAGUUCUCUUUGUUCGGAAGAUGUUCACACGACUUCCAUCCGAAGAGUUUGUGGAAAAAAUGCGCCCUUUCAUCGAACACCGUCGCCACCGCAAAACUGUAAAUUACUGCGACGUGCUGCAGCUUCUUUUGAAUUCAGAGGACGAACACGGACGUGCAAAUGGCAGUUCAGAUGUGAAUACCCAAAGAUCUGCAGGUACAAACAGUAAAAACUACUUAUCUAUGAGAACAGAAACAAAUAUCUGUCUUUUUCUAACCGCCAGCAUCGACGUGGUUGCUGUCAGCUUAACAAUGACGUCUUACCUUCUGGCGAAACACCAGCUUGCGCAGAUGAAGGUUAGACAAGAAGUAAGAGCGGUAUUGAAGAACAAGAAAGCUCUCACAUUUGACGACGUAUCAUCUCUCACGUACCUAAACCAGGUAAUACUUGAGUCGCACCGGCUUUACCCACCUCUACCUGGGUCGGUGCGCCGAGUGGCUGUGGAAGAUUACUGCGAAGGAGAUUUCAGAAUACCCAAGGGCACCGACGUGUUUGUGCCAGCACUAGACAUUCACUACGACUCGAACUUGUGGCCAGAACCAGAGAAGUUUGACCCAGAUCGAUUCAGCCCCGAAAACGCUGACUCAAUCAAGCCCACUGCGUACCUGCCUUUCGGACUCGGUCCACGGAUGUGCAUAGCCACGGUACUGGCCCAGACGGAGAUAGCAUUGAUUAUCGCCAUGCUUGUGUCUCGGUACAACCUGGAGCUACCAGCGGAAGAACUUGCAAACGACGACAACGUUUACACAGCGACGGCGCUGCUGGGGCUUCCGAGAAAAGGACUGCGGAUAAAACUGACUCGACUCCCAGAUUCUCACCCCGAGCCUGGAACAGAAUAAAGCUUUGCUUCCCCACCUAACACUCCUGCAAAUACGUAACCAAUUAACCAAUAAAUCGCAAACACCUUAAUUCUGGCUGGUGGAAUUCA
Molecule: messenger RNA, 1884 nt
Organism: Dermacentor silvarum
Lineage: Eukaryota; Metazoa; Arthropoda; Arachnida; Ixodida; Ixodidae
Product: cytochrome P450 3A28-like
Exons: 14
Coding region: 209-1795 (528 amino acids)
Molecular function (GO): monooxygenase activity; heme binding; oxidoreductase activity, acting on paired donors, with incorporation or reduction of molecular oxygen
Source: RefSeq, a predicted model, not a curated record